UUAUCAACGAUGCCGUUGUUCUUCUCCCGAGUCAUUUUCUCUCCACACCCUUUCCUUUCUCUCUCUCUUACUCCUUUUCAUUUUGGCUUUCCUUUUUUGUCUCCUCGAAAUUUAGGCAAAUCUAUACAUACGAUUCGAUACCCAUGUCUUCUUCGAGCGUCAACCACCUCUCUCAGCCUUGCAUUUAUGGGCAUUUUUUUUCUUCGCACGCAGAGAGGAAGUCUCGGUUCAUGAAAUGGCUGAGUAAGAUUUUCAAGGGUGGGUCGAGUAGAGGGGUAACAACAGGUGGACAACAACCUCAGUUUCUGGGGGAUGAAAAUAUGGUUUGGCGUGCUCCAGCUAGAUCAUUGGAUGAUCGUUCUAGAGCUCAGAAAGAGAGAGAGGAGGUAGACCGUGCAAUUGCACUUUCUCUGGCUGAAGAUUUGAAGAGACCAGAUGGAUGCAGAUGGCGAACGGACAAUGAUGAAGAUCGUGCAAGGUCACAUCAUGAUAACCCUAAUAGACCGGAUUACCCUCCUUAUGCCCCCACAGAAUAUUAUCCCAGAGGAUACAGAAUAUGUGGUGGCUGCAAUCGUGACAUUGGAUAUGGCAAUUAUUUGGGAUGCAUGGGAACCUUUUUCCAUCCGGAGUGCUUUUGUUGUACAGCGUGUGGUUUCCCAAUCACUGAGCAUGAGUUUUCUUUGUUAGAGAGGAAUGCAUACCAUAAGUCCUGCUUCCAAGAAUUGACCCAUCCCAAAUGUGAAGUUUGCCACCAAUUUAUCCCAACAAAUGCAGCUGGUUUGAUCGAGUAUAGGUGCCACCCAUUCUGGUCCCAGAAAUAUUGUCCUUCACAUGAGCAUGAUAGCACAGCCCGGUGCUGUAGUUGUGAACGUUUGGAGUCUUGGAAUACAAGAUACAUAUCUUUGGAAGAAGGACGGAGCUUAUGCCUAGAGUGCAUGGAAUCUGCUAUUAUGGAUACUGGUGACUGCCAACCGCUUUACCAUGCCAUUAGAGACUACUAUGAAGGAAUGAACAUGAGACUGGAUCAGCAAAUUCCCAUGCUUCUUGUGGAAAGACAAGCUCUUAAUGAAGCUAUAGUAGGGGAGAAAAAUGGCUUCCAUCACAUGCCUGAAACAAGAGGCUUAUGCCUGUCUGAAGAGCAGACUGUUAGCAGUAUACUUAAAAGGCCAAGAAUUGGGGGCCAACGACUUGUAGGAAUGAGAACACAACCACAGAAGCUAACUCGAAAAUGUGAAGUUACGGCCAUUCUUGUUCUGUAUGGCCUCCCAAGAUUACUCACUGGCGCCAUUCUUGCUCACGAGUUAAUGCAUGGCUGGUUACGUCUAAACGGUUAUCGUAAUCUUAAUCCUGUGGUAGAGGAAGGUAUCUGCCAAAUACUCUCACACAUGUGGCUUGAGUCAGAGGUCUUGCCGGAAUUCAGAAACAUGCCAUCUACAUCAGCAGCUUUGACGUCGUCGUCGUCAUCAUCAUCGACAUCUAAGAAAGGUGGGAAAUCAGCCGUUGAGAAUAAACUUGGCGAGUUUUUCAUUCACCAGAUCGUGCAUGAUACUUCACCAGCAUAUGGAGGAGGAUUUAGAGCUGCUAAUGAAGCUGUAAACAAAUCAUUGAGUAGCAGCUCAUGAGGAUGGAGUUGAUCAUGGAAAGCUUUGAUUAGCUGCCCCUAUUUUUUAUGGGGGUGCUCGAGUCUUGAGGAUACAUGUGCAAAAAAUGGCUUGAACUGUCAUAAUAAAGCAUACCUUUCAACAUAUCUGUUCAACAAGUGCAGCAGUUUAUGUGCAAUAAAAGAAGCUAGCACACUCAAAAGUGCCCGUUUGUAUGCUUUGAAACCAUUUUGCUAGAUGAUUUCCAGUUCAGAAAAUCUACAUCAUGCAAGAAAAGUUUGUGGUUGAUUUGUAUUUCGCUGGAGCGAUGACAAAUGUUCAUGGUAUAUUGUGAUUUAGUGGUGUGGGGUCAGUUGAAGGCAAACUGCAAACCUGACAUCUUGGCUUUAAUUCUCACCAGUGCUUUUUUGUUUAAUUGAUAC
Ilex paraguariensis (yerba mate) is the source of this 2023-nucleotide messenger RNA. The record is from the annotation of a GenBank genome assembly. Lineage: Eukaryota; Viridiplantae; Streptophyta; Magnoliopsida; Aquifoliales; Aquifoliaceae.